This is a messenger RNA of Xenia sp. Carnegie-2017, 4584 nucleotides long. RefSeq names its product nuclear pore complex protein Nup160-like. Gene Ontology annotation, molecular function: structural constituent of nuclear pore. The transcript is spliced from 39 exons. Bases 2 to 4297 code for a protein of 1431 amino acids. Gene Ontology annotation, cellular component: nuclear pore. Lineage: Eukaryota; Metazoa; Cnidaria; Anthozoa; Malacalcyonacea; Xeniidae. The record is from RefSeq and is a predicted model, not a curated record.
CAUGGCGGGUGAACAAACUUCUAUCUUUCGCGAAGUUGUAUUACAAAUUGAACAAAAUAUAGCUGAGGAAAUCGAAGUGAACACUGGUUCGUUAUCAAAUAUCACUGUCAGAACAGAUGGACUCACAAAUUCAGAGGCGGGUGGCGGAUUUGCUUACAAAUACAAUUCAAGGGUUGAAUCAAUUGGUCGAAACCGUUUCAUACAUUGGAGGACUUCUAGAAAUGUACUGGAAUUGCAUGAAGUGUCAUUAGAUGUCAAUCUUCAGGAUAGUUUAAUGAAAAUUCAUUUUAAGAACUCAUCACUUCUACCCAACAUUGAGAUAUUCGAGACUUCGUCAUCUGUUGUGCUACUAGCUGCUACAACCAAUUCUGUUCAUCGUUUCAUAUUUCCGCAUCCAAACAAACUUCAAAGUCAUGACUUCUCUCUGUCGCCUCGUGUUUCAAUAAGCAUUCCAUCGAUAUUCAGUGAACAAAAAUUGCCCGAUCUUUACUUACCUUGGAACUUUGCAUCAUUUUCAAGCAGUUGCAAUUCAUUCAGUGCAUGGUUAUUUCCUGAUGGUCAUUGUCUGUUUAAUAUGAUAACCAACGAUGGAAAUGCAGUAGUUUUAAAACUACCACCUCCUCAGAGUCAAGGUGUUGUUGAACAUUACGAGUUAAAAAACGCUGGUGUGAUGCAACGAUUAUGGAGUGGACUUGUACCUUCGCGAAUCCGUGGUGACGGUACCCUUGGUGAUCUUGUAGUAAGUGCUCAGAUAAAUCCUCUUGAUAAGGAGACGUACGUGUUUGCACUUUAUCAAGACCACAAGAUACGAGUAUGGAAGUGGCAGACACAGGAAUGUGUAUCAAUGAAGAACUUGAUCGAUGAUAUUCCUGAUGAUGUUGAUUUACAAGCUAUUACAGGUCAAAGUCAUAUGUUAAAGAAAGCAAUUGGUUCGACGCCUCAUCAUCUUUAUUUGGGUGUAUUUAUAUCUCUGCUUCAACAAGGACAGUUUUUAAUCUACGAAGUUGUUUACAUGGACGGAGAAAUAACUCUUGUUUCAGUGAUGAAUCUGUUUUCUCCCAAGGGUAAUUUGAUUGAUUUUGUCCUGUCAAUCAAUCAAAUUUGGACAUUAUGGAUCUCAGACGAAGGUGUUCCUUUUGUUCGACAUGCUUUGAUUGAAAGUAAUCAGCUUGCACCGACUGGUUGGCAACAUGCCAUACUUGAAGAUGCUCGGCCAUCGGAGAUUAAUGUAGCAGAGCACCAGGAACCUCGGGAGACAUAUCUUGAAUAUAUUUUCCAUCCUGGUCGGUUUUCGAAGUAUGAUAUCGACAAAGCUAUCAAGAUUUUUGACAGUUCUUCGCGAAGACCGCUGACAACUGUCAGAAAGACGCACUUAAAACAACAAGUUAUUGCUCUUGUUGAUAGUCAGGUCCAAAAUGCAGCCAAUAGAGAUGAAGUGGAGUUUCAUGAAUACUCCGAUUUGCAACUUCAGAUGUGGUCUAGAUUUUAUGCUUGUCUUGUUCAAUAUCACGAGGCUUCAAACAAACCGUUGGGUUUAUUUUUGGAUGACGCUUCAAACGUAGUGAUGGUCAUACGAAAGGAAGCAAUAUCGUUCUUGCGACCUUGUGAUGAUCUAACAACGUUGCAUUGGAAACCAUUCUGCGAAGAAGCUAUUACCUCGCUGGCUGAGGAAUUAUCUAUCGACGAUCAAAUUGACAGAAAUGAUGCCCAGAUUCUUUUCCAAUGUAUAAAUAUUGUGACGGAACAGUUAACUGAGGAUCACAUCGUCUUCAUCGAACAAGAAUUGAGUUGUGGUAAUGACGUGGAUCAUUUAAUGCAAGAUAUUGCUGCCGCGAUGUUAUUUAAACUUGAUCAAAAGAAAGAAGAAACAAGCGAAAAACAGUUUUUAAUGACCAUUGAAAUAAGAUUACAAAAAAUACAAAAUUUAAUGAAGAUUGUCGAGAACGUUUUAAAUAUUUUGGAUGUUAAUUAUGAACUGGAUGAAGAUGACUUUGAUGCUUUAGGUGACGAUAUGCGCUCACAGCAUCUGAAUUUAAGAAGAUUAUUUGCAAGUGACCUCUCUGUAUCACUUCUUGCCAGCUCAUAUGAGCAGCUUUGUGAAAGAAGAGUGUGUCUGUGUCGUGAUUUGUUGAUAUUGUUGCAUGUUAUGACAAGACUCAGUAGCAGAGCUGGUCUUCAUUCUUUGGGAAGUCACACCAUAUCUUCAGAACAUGUGCCAAGAGCGACAUACCUGCUUCGCGUUUAUCACAGUCUGUUGUGGUUUGCGACUCGAUCAGUCUUACCAACACCUCCAAAUGCUCUGGACAAUAAUCUGAAGCAACUUGCGGCAUUGGAAAUCACAGAUGUGUCUAAUCCAGAGUCAUUUCUUAUUCCAGAAAUUACAAGUUGUCCCAUCCUCGAAUUAUUUCUCUCCGGUAAAGGAGGUAAUCACAUGAGACUGUUGUUGCAGAGAUAUCUUAAAGACAUGGGGAAUAUAAACCGAGGCAGUUUUAAAAUCACCAUUGUUCGUGCUCUUCAGGCGAUGACUUUGCUUUUAUGGCCGAACAGAGCAAACAUGUUUUUUGCUGAAUAUCUUGUGACAAAAGGCCAGUUUCAGACGCUACUAGAGUAUUGUUUUCUUUUGGAUUCGUGGUUAACUCAUGGUCGAUCAAGUCUCGCAUUUCUACAAGGCCAGGCACAUCUGGUAUUCGGUGAUUAUUUCAAGGCUUAUGAUUGCUUUGUCUUCGCUGUUCAUAACUUAAAUGACAAUGAACCCCUUUUUAAGAAAAUUCUUCAAGAUUGCGUCAACGAAAAUGAAAGAGCAACACAAUGUUUUGUUAAGGUGAUGCGACUUUUUGAGCAGUUUGGGUCCUCUCAAUUCGUCCUGAAGGUUGCAAAUGCUGUGCUUAGUGUAGUCGAGCCUAAAGAUCCCAGUUUGCCCAUUAUUUGGUCCAAUAUUUUCAAGCAUCAUUUGGACUUAGGACACAAUGACGAAGCUUACGCUGCAAUAACCUCCAAUCCUGACAUUGAAAGAAAACGAGACUGUCUUCAUCGUUUUGUGGUCGUGCUAUGUGAACGAGGCGAAAGAUUGCAGUUAGUUGAGUAUCCUUUCGUUGACUUAUUGGAAGAGGUUGUUAGUAUCAUUGAAUAUCAUGCAAGAACUGUGGAUAUUUCCACGCACCAGUACUAUCAACUGUUGUACUCAUUUCAUACUUACAGAGGAAAUCACAGAAAAGCUGCAAGCGCAAUGUACGAGUAUGGGAUACGAUUGGCACAGGAGUUACCCGGCUUAGAGAGUCUUCAGAAACAGGCGAAAUGCUACCUCACGACAAUGAAUUCGCUUCGUCUUUUGGAUGAAAAGAAUUCCUGGAUAGUGAAACCCUUGGAGAGAAAGGACCAGAAGGUUGUCGAAGCUCCAAACAUGUCACCGAAACGCAAACAAGGCGACGAGGACGCUGAUGAAGCUCUCACGGCAAUGAUACCGAAGAGAAGACGACAAGUUACCGUGAUUGAGAUUUCUGAUCUUGAAAAAGAAUACAUGUUGAUCUUGGCUAGGUUACAGCUGCUACAACACGACACCGAUUCUGCUCACGUUACUGGACCGCCAUUAUCACCGACUGAAACUCUAGUUCUUUUGAUCCAAACUGGACAGUACGAUACAGCUUUCAGUAUUGCAAAAGCCUUUGAAUUGUCUUUAAAUUCAAUAUUUGAUGGUUUGGCGGCAAGAUGCGUCAAGAUAUCAUUGUACACAGCUCCAAUGGAUAUGGAUGAACGAAUGUCUUGGCUGAAGCUAAACGAUAGAAAAUGCUCUGGUUUGACUAGAGAUGCAAGCCUAGCUGAUCAGGCAUGGUCUUUGCUCAACGUUUACCUGAGAAGAUUUGGCUCAAAACAAACCUCAGUUUACUAUAAAUGCGUUUGUACACGUCUAUUGUCCAUGGGAUGCUCUUUACCGACUUGGUUGAUUAAUGAUUAUAAGGUUGCGAACCCGGGAGAACUUCUUCAGCUUUUUAUCAAUUUCGACCUGCUUGAAGAAGCUACGGAUUUAGCUAUGGAAUAUCUUAAUGCAACGAUGGGACAUGGCAAAGAAUACUUUGGAUUAGAGGAAGCAUUGACGGCGAAUAGUCAACCAGUUUGGUUUCCCUACCUUGCUUUGGAUCAACUUUUGACUGCGUUACAGAAGUUGGAUGAUGAUGACCAUCUCUCUGCAAUGUAUCAUGGACUUCGAAAUCAAGUAGACUUAUAUCUUGAGAUGGUGAAAUCCGUGUCCGAAGACAUGAUUGAACUUCGAAGGAGAAAAUGGGCGGGUCGGAUAGUUUAAGCAGUAUAAUGAUGCGACUUGAUUUGAUCAUUAAUAGCUGCAUCUGAUGAUUCCUGUAAAGCUUCUGCUUUCAUCACGAAUUUUUGGUUAUAAACUCCAAGAGUUUCACUUGUGUUAAGAUUGUACAGCGAGGAAAGUUAUCUGAUGAUGUGAGGAAACUUCUACUUUUAUUUUGGGAAUAGAAACAUGUUGUUUGCUUUUGUUUGCAUAGACAUAACUAUUGUUAUAUAUGGAAUUUAGUACACACCAUAAAUACAAAAAGGAAUUUAUUUCAUCUGUUGUAAAAA